AUGGGUCCAAACGAGCUUCAUAGGAAAAUCACGAAGGUGUGCCUUUUUGCCGGUCUGCUUCUGGUGAACCCAAUUGAUGAAACCUACCUUGAAGGGCAAAUAAAAUAUGAACCCUCCAUCCUUGUUAGUGACAUCUUGUUCCACUAUGAUGAACCUCACACUCCGACAAAAUCACAUCAAUUACUGAGGAGAAAAGAUGUCCCCCCAGUGUUGCGGGCAGUGUCACCUACAUCUCAUAAUACAUUUAGGGAGAGAGAAAUAGCUUAUUUGGCUGCUCGGGACCGUAUUUUUUCAAUGGAUGUGGAUGAGAUGAGAGAACCUGUUAAGGAGAAGCCACAAAAUGUUCUUGUGGUUGCCCAUCGAAUGAUAGCUCAUGCUUUGGGUCAAAACACCAGUCUGCGGAACCAAGGUGCUGCUGUUAGGGAUGGUACUGGACAUGCAGUGAAAACCAAUGAACAGUUUGUUCAAGAAAAGAGCAAAAUUGAACCUAAUUCUAGCUCAAAAGCUUAUCAAGGGAUUGUUUUCGUGCCUGACAAAACUAUCAAUUCGAUCAGUACAACAAAGAGCAAUAAUCAAGGAUCUUGUGCUUCAUCACAAGGUCAGAGGAAUUUGCACCCAGUUUUGGUGGAAAAAAGUGGCACUUGUAAUAUCAACAAAUCUCAGAAUCGACCAAGCACAAAUGGUAUCAAGGACUACUCAAAAGAGGAACACCUGGGAGCUGCAAAGAGGAUGUUUGCUCAUGCACUGGGACGACACUUGGGCGAUCAUACUAGAAACAGUGAUAGAAAGCGAGUUGAUGAGUGA
Molecule: messenger RNA, 804 nt
Organism: Dovyalis caffra
Lineage: Eukaryota; Viridiplantae; Streptophyta; Magnoliopsida; Malpighiales; Salicaceae
Source: the annotation of a GenBank genome assembly